This is a messenger RNA of Brachypodium distachyon (stiff brome), 1713 nucleotides long. RefSeq names its product PTI1-like tyrosine-protein kinase At3g15890. Lineage: Eukaryota; Viridiplantae; Streptophyta; Magnoliopsida; Poales; Poaceae. Gene Ontology annotation, cellular component: plasma membrane. Gene Ontology annotation, biological process: protein phosphorylation. The record is from RefSeq and is a predicted model, not a curated record. Gene Ontology annotation, molecular function: protein kinase activity; ATP binding. The transcript has 4 exons. The coding region runs from base 286 to 1389 and encodes 367 amino acids.
GUUUCUGCUGUCCGCACGGCAAAGAAGAGUUGGCGGCUCGUUUGCUUCGGCUACCCACAGCAAGAGGUCAAGAAAGGCACCACCAGACGAGCCCACUACUCGCACCGAAAAGCACACACGGCCCUCGGCGCUGUCCUCCGCUGUCAAGUCCUCCUCGGCUCCUCCUUCCGCAACACACCAUUCCUUGCCCUCCCAACCACGGCUCCUCCUUCCGUGUCUUCGCAGCCUGUCUCCCGCCGGGACGAGCAGCGAGGUACGGCCGCCGGCGCGAGGGAGCGGGCUCCGAUGCACCCGAAGCUCUCGCGGGUCGCGCGCAGGAUCCUCUGCUGCGGCAGGAACGCCUCCGGGGACGAUUUGACCGACGAGCGGAACGGAUCAAUCAGGUGGGUGUUCUCGCUGAGGGAGCUUCGCUCGGCAACAAAUAGCUUCAAUUACGAUAACAAGAUUGGUGAAGGGCCACUUGGGAGCGUCUACUGGGGACAAGUUUGGGAAGGCUCUCAGAUUGCUGUUAAGAAGUUAAAGGAUGCAAGAAAUGGGACAGAAGUAGAAUUUGCUUCAGAAGUCGAGACUUUGGGAAGAGUAAGGCACAAAAACCUCCUGAGUUUGCGUGGAUAUUGUGCUGAUGGAGCUGAACGCGUUCUGGUGUAUGACUAUAUGCCAAACUCGAGUCUUUUUGCACAUCUCCAUGGAACGCAUUCUUCGGAGUGCCUUCUUGAUUGGCGACGAAGAACAUUUAUUGCCAUUGGUGCUGCCCGGGCACUCACGUAUCUUCACCACCACGUGACACCUCCUAUAAUCCAUGGAAGCAUCAAGACGACCAAUGUGCUACUAGAUUCAGAUUUCCAGGCACACGUUGGUGACUUUGGUCUUCUGAGGCUCAUUUCAAAUGAAAUGGAUCAUGACAAGAUAAUUGGUGACAACCAACGGGGUUAUCAUGCUCCUGAGUACAUUAUGUUUGGUAAGCCUACAACAGGUUGUGAUGUCUACAGCUUUGGCAUAAUACUUUUGGAGCUUACUAGCGGGAGAAAGCCAGUAGAAAAAUCAGGUGCUCAAAAAUUGUAUGGGAUCCGAAACUGGAUGCUCCCAUUGGCGAAAGAGGGUAGAUAUGAUGAAAUCGCAGACUCCAAGCUCAACGACAAGUACUCUGAGUCUGAAUUAAAAAGAGUGGUGCUCAUUGGUCUAGCUUGCACGCAAAGAGAACCCGAAAAGCGACCAACAAUGCUUGAAGUCGUGUCCUUGUUGAAAGGUGAAUCGAAAGAGAUGCUUUCGAGGCUUGAAAAUGAAGAGUUGUUUAGGCCAGACUCCACAGCUAGUUCCCUUGGAAUGUCGACUCCGGAAGGGAGCUCGGACUGCAUUCUUAAGAGUGAGCAAGGGCUGGCUGAGGCAUGAUGGACUGUACCCGAGGUAUUGCUAGAUUGCAUAUUUUUAUGGGAUUGGAUAUUGGUUUCGUGGUUUGGCUUGAAUGAAAUGUAUAGGAUUUGUUUGUUAUUUAUGAUGGUUUCACCCUUUUUUGAGAGAGGGGGGGAUGUAGAGAAGUGAGAUGGUUUUAUACAAACUACAAGGUGCUCUUUUUGUGUGCACUGGAUAGAAGACCCGUAUACCUCCAGAUGUUUGGGCAUGUCUGACCUUGUUAUAACUGAAAUACUGUAUACUGUAUUGACUCUUCCAAACAUGUUUUGUAAGGAAUUCUACUUACCUUAUUUCUUCUGAUCA